Electrophorus electricus (electric eel) is the source of this 1810-nucleotide messenger RNA. It is a transcript of the gene spred2a, whose product is annotated as sprouty related EVH1 domain containing 2a. Gene Ontology annotation, molecular function: protein kinase binding. Gene Ontology annotation, biological process: negative regulation of MAPK cascade; multicellular organism development. Lineage: Eukaryota; Metazoa; Chordata; Actinopteri; Gymnotiformes; Gymnotidae. Gene Ontology annotation, cellular component: membrane. The record is from RefSeq and is a predicted model, not a curated record.
CCGUGGCGCUCGCUUGCUGACUACAGAAUCCAACAUGGAGUAACCAGCGAUGGGGCUCGCACGGGGCCGUCAUCACCAGCACCAGCAGUUUCAGCCACAGCGGAGUCACGCAGGACGAUUGAACAUUCAGCCGUCUGCGGAAGCUUCGGUGUGGAUUUCAUGUACUUGCGUGGAUGCAUUGCAACUAUCCGGGGGUAAAGUGCAGCAGACUGGGGGAAAGCGAAAACAAACAACGGUUCAAUCGGUUGGACAAAAAAAAAUCUCUCUGCUACACAGAACAACAAAAAAGAGUCUUGGUUGCAGGAUAAGAAGCGAGACAAAAUGAAGACUGAACACUGUGCGCGCGCGGUGGGAUAUUAUUGUAGGUGAACGAGGAAAAAUGACCGAGGAAUCGCAGCCAGACGAUGACAGCUAUAUAGUGCGCGUAAAGGCAGUGGUGAUGACGAGGGACGACUCAAGCGGUGGUUGGCUGGCUCAGGAAGGGGGCGGGCUCAGCCGGGUGGGAGUGUGUAAGGUGGCUCCAGCCGAUCUGGAGCUGCUCGACAGAAAUGGCUUCCUCAUCUACGGAGAGAGACUCCGAGACAAGCAGGAGAUCCUGAAGUGCUUCCUUAAGAAGGACUUGGUCUACACCAAGGCCACGCCCACAUUCCACCACUGGCGCGUGGACAACAGGAAGUGCGGCCUGACGUUCCAAAGCCCGGCAGACGCUGGUGCCUUUGACCGCGGUGUCCGCAAGGCCAUCGAGGACCUGACUGAAGGUUCCACCACGUCCUCGUCUACUCUCCAGAACGACACAGAGCUAGGAGAUGACGAUGUCUUUACAAAUGCCACAGACAGCUCCUCAAACUCCUCCCACAAGAGGGAGCCCUCCAUGCAGACCCCUGCACCAAUCAGCUUCUGUGAUCCGUGCCGCCACCAGUGCAUUCUGGAGCAUCUCUACGACCAGCGCAGACACCCUGACCAUUACUUCCUAGACCAGGCGGUGCCCAUGUUCUCACGUCACGUGACCUUCCCCCAGGAAGAGGAAGAGAUCGUGCGGAUAAACCCACGUGAGCGCUCUUGGCUAACGACGGGCUACGAAGACUACCGCCACACCACCACCAGCCGGGACAAGGUCCUGCAGCCGGACCCCGCGGACGCUUACGUCAGUUUUGACAAGCACGAGCUGGCCAAGCACGACUACACGUACCCGUACCCGGACGGCAAAGCUGGCAUCGGCGGGGGCGUGGUUACUGGGCAGCCCUGCCCACCCACGACCAAGAGGCUGCCGUGGCAGCGGGACGCGGACAGUACCUGCGGUGAGCUCCUGCGCUGCGUCUAUUGCCGCGACCUGUUCAGCCCGGCCGACAACCGCCGAGGGCGGUGCCGGGAGGCCCCGGACCCUGCGGCUACGUGCAUCCACCGCGUCAGCUUCAUGUGGUGCGCCGACAGCCUGCUGUACCAUUGCAUGUCGGACGCGGAGGGCGAGUACGCCGAGCCGUGCUCAUGCGAGCCUGGCGCCGGAGGCGAGCACUGCUGGCUGCGCUGGCUGGCGCUGCUGGGCCUGGCGCUGCUGGCGCCCUGCAUGUGCUGCUAUGCCCCACUGCGUGUCUGCCACCGGGCCGCCGUCGCGUGCCACUGCUGUGGGGGGCGCCACAAGGCUGCUGGCUGACCAGGGAGACACAGAGGGAAGGACUAGAGACGAGGGUGGAUGGUGGGGUUUUUUUCCCCCAGGGGAGUUAUGCACUCUCUGGCAACUUCACCUCACAUGUUUGUAGUCAGGUUUUGUUUUUUUGUUUUGUGGUUGCCUCAGCUUCUAUGAUAUACAUUU